This is a messenger RNA of Dictyostelium discoideum AX4, 570 nucleotides long. Lineage: Eukaryota; Evosea; Eumycetozoa; Dictyosteliales; Dictyosteliaceae. The record is from the annotation of a RefSeq genome assembly.
AUGAAUAAGCAAAAAUUGACUCAAAAAUUAGAGAAUUAUAAAAAACAACAACAAGAAAUCACAAAAUGUUUUCAACAAGAAGGACCUAUCUUUAUAGGUCAAUUAUUAGCUUUAAAUGGUUCAGAUUAUAAUAAAUUUCGAAAGUAUGCUAUAGAACAUAAUGUUCAAAUUAUUCAUGUUAAUGCUAAUCAAGUAAAAACUAUAUUUGGUAGUGUAAAACCAUUAGAAGUGAAUAAUACAAUGAUAAUUGUAAAAGCCCCUACAUUAGCAGUAUUUAAUGAAGUGCUAGAAUAUAUACAUCAGUAUAAAGAACAAAUAUUACCAUUACAAAUUUUAGUAAAUGAUGAAGGACAAAGCAAAACAAAUAGCACAUCUUUAAAAAGGGAUGGAUCUUAUAGAGUAAUAAGAGAAGCGAACUAUUUAGAAUAUAAAAAAGCAAUGAAGGUACAAGGCACAACAAAAGAAGAAGCUUUAAAAACAUUUACAAAAAUGUUACAAAUAACGAUAUUAUUACAAAACAUAAAAUUAUUAAAAUUAUUAAAUGAUUACAAUAAAUCAAAUAACGGAUAG